UUUUAGGGUUUUGCGAAACCUUGAGGCCAGAGCCCAUCCAUGCAUCUUCGACAAUUCAGAAUUGGGUGAUGAAGGUUUCAGACGAAGGCCAUGAAGAAGCAGGAUGAGCGAUGGUGAUGCUGCUGCUGCUACUCAUCGACAGCCAGUUCCGGGAAGAAUUAGGCGGCGGUGGCGGAGGGGACACAAUGCUGUAGACUUGUGCUUUAGCGUCGUAGUUCUUCCUUUUCGCGCUGUUCCUCGAGGAAUUGUGUGAACCAACUGUUGUGCGAUUUGGUGGUGUUGGAUUUUUGGUCUCGUGUUCGGAAACGGAAGAGUUGUGGGGAUCGCAUCAGCGGUGGUGUCCGAAAUGGCCCUGUCCAAGCUCCGAUCGCUGCGUGGCUCGCUCUACUCCCCUGCUGCAAGCUGCGUCACGCUCUUCUUCUCCAGGGGAGCUUUCUCACACGCAUCAAGGCAGGGCUGCAACCAUUCAUUUGCUUGUGUGUCUCUCGCAAGCUCCAACUCCCUCCUAUUUCAACAUGCAGCCAUGAUCUCUCUUCUCGGACGGAUGCCUGUUUGGACCAAAGGAAACGUUGUCAGGGAGCGAAUGAUGUCAAUUGCGUCCUCAGCAGCUGAGCAACAGACUACUAUUAGUGCUGAAUCUGAGGUCAAGAUUGUAGAGGAAGAGAAGAAGCCCAUCGUCUUACCCACGAAUGAGUCAUCAGAAAAACUUUUGAAGAUUCGUCACACUAGUGCGCAUGUGUUGGCAAUGGCCGUACAGAAGCUUUUUCCUGAUGCGCAGGUAACGAUCGGCCCUUGGAUUGAGAAGGGCUUCUAUUACGAUUUUGAUAAGGAAGAACCUUUUACAGAGACAGACUUGAAGAAGAUCAAGAAAGAGAUGGAUCGAAUUAUUAGCCGCAAUCUACCUCUCACGAGAGAGGAGGUUGCAAAAGAGGAAGCUGAGAAGCGUAUCAAGGCCAUAAAUGAGCCUUAUAAGCUAGAGAUAUUGGAGGGUAUUAAGACAGAACCGAUUACAAUAUACAAAAUAGGGGAAGAGUGGUGGGACCUCUGUGCCGGGCCUCAUUUAGAGAGGACUGGACAACUUGAUAAACGAGCCAUUGAGCUCGAAUUUGUGGCAGGAGCAUAUUGGAGGGGCGAUGAGAAGAAGCAGAUGCUACAAAGAAUUUAUGGGACAGCAUGGGAGUCGGAGGAACAGCUCAAGGCGUAUCAAGUUCAAAAGGAGGAGGCUAAGCGCCGUGAUCACCGGCGUCUCGGACAAGACCUUAAUUUGUUUUCUAUCCAGGAAGAUGCAGGAGGCGGCCUGGUCUUCUGGCAUCCGAAGGGGAGUAUGGUGCGUCACAUAAUUGAAGAUUAUUGGAAGAAAAUGCACUUUGCGAAUGGGUACGAGCUUCUUUACACUCCUCAUAUUGCUAAGCUUGACUUAUGGAAAACAAGUGGACAUUAUGAAUUCUACAAGGAAAACAUGUUCGAUCAGAUGCGAAUAGAGGAGGAAUUAUACCAAAUUAGGCCUAUGAACUGUCCCUUUCAUAUUCAAGUUUAUAAGGAUUCACUUCGAUCAUAUCGAGAGUUGCCCAUGAGAGUGGCAGAGCUGGGCACAGUUUAUCGUUAUGAACGGUCGGGGGCUUUACACGGCCUGUUUCGUGUUCGAGGUUUUACUCAGGAUGACGGACACAUCUUUUGCCUCCCUGACCAAAUAAGGGAUGAGAUACGGGGAGUACUUGAUUUAACAGAGAUUGUUCUUAAACAAUUUGGCUUUACGAAAUUCGAGAUCAACUUAUCUACAAAACCUGAGAAAGCCGUUGGCAGUCAUGAGAUUUGGGAGAAAUCUACGACAGCUUUAAGAGAGGCACUGCAGGACAAGGGUUGGGAAUAUAGCAUUGACGAAGGAGGCGGUGCUUUUUAUGGUCCUAAAAUUGAUGUGAAGAUAGAGGAUGCAAUUGGUCGCAAAUGGCAGUGCUCUACCAUUCAGGUGGAUUUCAACCUACCCGAGAGGUUCAACAUGGUGUAUGUGGACACUGAUACCUCAAGAAAGCAACCCAUUCUGAUUCACAGAGCUAUCUUAGGUUCAAUUGAGAGAUUCUUCGGUAUAUUGGUCGAGAAUUAUGCCGGUGACUUCCCCUUGUGGCUUGCCCCAGUGCAGGCUCGUUUGCUGCCUGUGACGGACCAUGAGGUGGAUUAUUGCAAGAAUGUGGUUGCUAAGUUGAGAGAAAAGGGCAUCAGAGCUGAAGUUGUGUUUGGUGAGCGGCUUGGGAAGCUGAUUCGUAAUGCAGAGACGCAGAAGAUCCCAGUGAUGGCUGUUGUAGGACCCAAGGAAGUGGAGAGUGCAACUUUGACUGUGCGAACCAGGCACGGUGGGGAGCUCGGCACCUUGAGCUUGGAUGAUCUAACCCAUAAGAUCCAGCUUGCAACCUCAAGUUGUGGUGUCUUGUAAGCCUCCCAAAUGACCAAAUAUAGAGUACAAAUAAACAUUGUGGUACAUCAAAUCAAGCUUUUAAUUGAUUAAAAUGCAUCGCGGAGUUAGACAGCUUCACGAAGUUCUUGAGGUACCUUGUCAUUGUUCUUUCAACAAGUCUUGAUUCUUACAAUUGGAUUGUGAUGUUAUGCCUUUCUCUGAACAAUUUGCAAGAAUUAGAUUUAAUAAAAUUAACGUCUAUUUUUGUGAA
Physcomitrium patens is the source of this 2660-nucleotide messenger RNA. Its product is annotated as threonine--tRNA ligase, chloroplastic/mitochondrial 2. The record is from RefSeq and is a predicted model, not a curated record. Gene Ontology annotation, molecular function: ATP binding; threonine-tRNA ligase activity. Gene Ontology annotation, biological process: threonyl-tRNA aminoacylation. Gene Ontology annotation, cellular component: cytoplasm; chloroplast stroma. Lineage: Eukaryota; Viridiplantae; Streptophyta; Bryopsida; Funariales; Funariaceae.